AUGGGUGAUAUAUAUUUAACGACGAAGCCGACCAGGAUGGCUGAUACUCUGGACCCCCUCUCCCCCGGGAUCAACAGUACCCGUGUGCCGGUUGGAGUCAUACACAAGCUGCGGAUGCGGUUCACCAGAUCACCACCUCAGAGGCCGCCUGGAGAAGGAUAUGUGGAGUUUGGUGAAUUCAGGACGGAGGCGCCGGGUAUCAAGAAAGUGGGCACUUUCGCCGGUGUGUUCUGUCCUGUCGUGCUGUCGAUGUUCAGUGCCCUGAUAUUCAUUAGAAUGGGGUACCUGAUAGGCAACGCUGGUCUUCUGGUGACCCUGGCACAGUUCGGUCUGGCCUACCUCAUAGUCUUCUUCACAGUGACAUCGAUAUGUGCCAUAUCUACCAACGGCGCCGUCGAAGGCGGCGGGGUUUACUUCAUGAUCAGCAGGACAUUAGGCCCAAGCAGCUAUUCUGACAUACUCCUGACAACCGGCGCCUGGCCACCAGGCUACCUGGUGGGCGGCGGCGGGCUGCCGGACGGCUGGUGGUUCCGCUUCCUGUACCGGUCGGCGCUGAACGGCGCGGGGCUGGCGGUGUCGCUGGCCGGCGCCUCGCUCUUCGCGCGCACCAGCCUCGCCAUCUGGCUCACCAUGCUGGUCUGCCUCGGCAGCGCCUUCCUCAGCUUCUUCCUCACCGGGCCCUCGGAGAUAGAGAGGCCGGACACGAACCGGCUGGUGAACGAGACCGGCUUCAACUACACCGGCCCGAGUUGGGCGACGCUGCGUUCGAACCUGUACCCGCAGUACGGGCGCGACUACACCACCGGCGACGGCGAGCCGGUGGACUUCGCCUCGGUCUUCGGCGUGCUCUUCACCGGGGUGACGGGCGUCAUGGCCGGCGCCAACAUGAGCGGCGAGCUGAAGGAGCCAUCUCGCAGCAUCCCGUCGGGCACUCUGUGGGCGCUGCUCUUCACGGCGCUCUCGUACUGCGCGCUGAGCCUGCUCUCGGCCGCCACCUGCUCCAGGGGCCUGCUGCAGAACAACUACGUCUACCUGCUGCCCAUCAACGUGUGGCCGCCCUUCAUCGCGCUCGGUAUGCUCAUGGCGACGUUCUCUGCUGGUCUUUCCAACCUGAUCGGAGCUUCGAGGGUGCUGGAGGCUUUGGCCAAGGAUAACAUAUACGGCUUCCUCCUAAAGCCGAUGGCUUCAAACAACGGCAACCCGGUGAUGGCGGUGCUGGCUUCCUGGCUCCUGGUCCAGGUCGGCAUCAUGGCCGGAUCUCUGAACGCCAUCGCCCAGGUGAACUCUGUUCUAUUCAUGACGAGUUACUUCGCCAUCAAUCUGGCCUGCCUGGGACUCGACCUUGCGUCCGCGCCGAACUUCAGGCCGCGCUUCAAGUACUUCUCGUGGGUGAGCGCGCUGCUGGGGCUGUGCGGGUGCGCCGCGCUGGUGUUCGCGCUGCGGCCGGCGUACGCUGGCGGCGCGGCGCUGGCCUGCAGCGCUCUGCUGCUGGCGCUGCACCUGCUCUCGCCCGCCGCCGCGGACCCCGCCUGGGGCAGCCUCGGCCAGGCGCUCAUCUUUCACCAGGUGCGAAAGUACCUCCUGCUGCUGGACCCGCGGAGGGAGCACGUCAAGUUCUGGAGGCCGCAGAUGCUGCUGCUGGUGGCGUCGCCGCGCCACUCCGCGCCCCUCAUCGACUUCGUCAACGACCAGAAGAAGGUGCCUGACUCUGCUAGCUGCUUGGAUCCCUGGGGCGGGCUGUUCGUGAUUGGGCACGUGAGGAUCGGCCAGCUGGACGGCAGCGGGGACCCAUUGGCGGCGGAGCAGAAGUACUGGCUCAAGCUCAUCGACCAUCUGAAGGUGAAAGCUUUUGUCGAGCUAUGCUUGGCGGAGUCGGUGCGAAGCGGGGCCGCCCAGCUGACGAGGCUGUCGGGCCUGGGCGCCAUGAAACCAGACACGGUGCUGCUCGGCUUCCGCGAUGACCACCCCCCUAAGGACUUCUUCAGGGAG
Messenger RNA from Iphiclides podalirius (scarce swallowtail), 1989 nucleotides. Lineage: Eukaryota; Metazoa; Arthropoda; Insecta; Lepidoptera; Papilionidae. The record is from the annotation of a GenBank genome assembly.